Molecule: messenger RNA, 594 nt
Organism: Lactuca sativa (garden lettuce)
Lineage: Eukaryota; Viridiplantae; Streptophyta; Magnoliopsida; Asterales; Asteraceae
Product: Ubiquitin-like superfamily protein
Molecular function (GO): protein binding
Source: RefSeq, a predicted model, not a curated record
GGGUUAAAUGAAAUUACUUUUUCUUUGGGGGGUAAAAACGAAGUUUUGAGAAUCGGGGCUUAUCUUUUUUUAGAAUUGAGAGAAAAAGUAAAACUCAUCGACUCCGGCGACUUUACCAACAUUCCAGAUCGUCGGCGAACUCUGAAAGCAUUCAAAUGGCUAUGUACAUUCGUGUUAAGCGCAAUAAAACAACUUACUUUCUUCAAUGUGAUGCAACUGAGAAAAUUCUAGACAUUAAGCAAAAGCUGCAUGACUUAAUUGAUCAACCAAUUAAUGAUCAACGCCUAAUUUUAGUAGCAAGUGGAGAAGUUUUAGAUGAUUCCAAGACUUUAGCAGAUCAAAAGGUCGAAAAUGAUGCUGUUGUGGCACUUGUGUUGAGAAAAGAUGACAAUGAAUUUGAGGAUGUGAACAUUGUGAAACCGGAUGAUUUUUAUCAGUCACGUGAUGCGGAUACUACAAGCAAUUGGUAAAAGUAAAAAAGAAGCUUCUUUCAAAAAAAAAAUGAUGUCAAAUCGAUGGAAUUGUAAACGAUAUGUAAGCUUCGUUAUAUGAUUAUGUUUAUAUUAAGAUCCACAAGAAGUUUAUUGUUUUUAA